Messenger RNA from Gadus morhua (Atlantic cod), 3264 nucleotides. RefSeq names its product transmembrane protein 266 (gene tmem266). Bases 709 to 2364 code for a protein of 551 amino acids. The record is from RefSeq and is a predicted model, not a curated record. The transcript is spliced from 11 exons. NCBI's taxonomy places the organism in Eukaryota, Metazoa, Chordata, Actinopteri, Gadiformes, Gadidae. Gene Ontology annotation, molecular function: voltage-gated channel activity. Gene Ontology annotation, cellular component: dendrite; plasma membrane.
UCUCGUUGUUAUCGCGAGGAACUGAAGCUCAGUGGGUGAAGUGAAGCGCGAGAGGUUUUACGUCGACGUUUCUAGGAUGCGAUAAAAAAAAAAAACUAACGUUUGCGGGCUCGUGCGCCUUACAACUGAAACACAGCAUUAAUGACCGCCUUCUAGCCUAGGAAUUGAAAAUCAACGGCUUCCAUUCGCUCCACGUCUGUGGGGAAUGGCAUUCUGUCUUCAGCAGCUGGACAGCUCCUGGUCCUGAACCUAAAUUAUUUUCAUCAUUAUUAUUAUUAUUAUUGUGCACAUGGAGUCCCUCGUGCGAUGUGGGGGAUGCCCUGUCAGCACGCGCACGUUGAGCGUUACGCCAUCGAGCUUUUGAAGCGGCAUCGCAAUCCAUAUAAUUCAAUGAUAGCUAAUCUCACACCAUAAAGUAUGGUGCUCUUAUCCUGCGAUAGCCGUCUCCUUCUGUGUUUACGGAGCAGCAGCGUCGCAGCCUACACGCCAGAGACGGAGAGAGCUAGCCGUGUGCACAGUGGUCCUCGGCCGGGGAGACAUGACCAUCAUCACUGCGAGGGCAAAGGAGUCACGACCACACCACCAUGUAGAGCUGACAAGGAAAGGUAGGAGCCAAGGCCCUCCUGUGGUUACAAGCAGCGAAAAAAAGAAUCUGUGCUCGUUGUGUGGAGACCAUCCUAUUCAGCGCUUUAUCAGGACUUCAUCAACAUGAGCAACCCUCAGGCUGCUCCCCAGGCCGGGGCCUCAGAGCUGGAGGUGAUCUCCCAGCAGGUGGAGGAGGACAACCAAGCUGGGGCCCCCAUCCAGCUGGUCAGCUUCACCUACAGAGACCUGCCUCUGGCCGCCCUGGACGUCUCGCUGGCCGGGUCCCAGCUCAUCUCAAACCCAGACGAAGAGGAUAACCGAGAUGGGUCCAACUGGCUGAAGCCCUGCUGCGGCCGCAGGGCGGCGCUGUGGCAGGUGUGCCUGCUGUCCCCGGGGUUCAACUGCUUCCUGGUGGCCUGCGUGGUGCUGGUGGUGGUGCUGCUCACCCUGGAGCUGCUCAUAGACACCAAGCUGCUGCAGUUCAACAAUGCGUUCCAGUUUGCCAGUAUCAUCCACUGGAUCAGCCUGGCCAUUCUUUCAGUGUUCUUCACUGAGACGGUGUUCCGGAUCGUGGUGUUGGGGAUAUGGGAUUACAUCGAGAACAAAGUGGAGGUGUUUGACGGGGCGGUGAUCGUCCUCUCUCUGGCCCCCAUGGUGGCCUCCACGGUGGCCAACGGCCCCAGCAGCCCCUGGGACGCCAUCGGCCUCAUCAUCACCCUGCGCAUCUGGAGGGCCAAGAGGAUCAUCGACGCCUUCGUCCUGCAGGUGAAGGUGGAGAUGGAGCUGGAGGUGCAGCAGUACGAGAAGGCCAAGGCGGUACGAGAGGAGCAGCUGGACCGCCUCACCCAGAUCUGUCAGGAGCAGGCGUUUGAGAUCAGGCAGCUGCGGGCCCACCUGGCCCAGCAGGACCUGGACCUGGCCGCCGAGCGGGACGCCGCCAUGCAGCUGCACCACGUGUGGAACAAACCCAACAGCACCUUCCAGGAGGUGGACGGCCUGCAGGCCCCGGGGCCCUCAGAGCCCCGCCGGCAGGCCCACCCCCGGGGGCCCAGCGGAGCCGCAGACCACAUCGUUCAGGACGACAUGAACAACUACAUCAGCCAGUACUACAGCGAGCCCAGCAGCGACAUGGGGAUCCCCGACCCGGCGCGGGUCAUCACCACGGCCGCCAUCGACGUGCACCUGCCCAACAACCCCAGCCAGAUGCCCUCGUCCCUGGUGAGCGCCGACGGCCUGCCCUCCGCCUGCCACCUGCAGCGCACCAGCAGCUGCGUGAGCGACGCGUCCGCCGCCACCUUCUCCAGCUUCAGCGGGCGCCACCACAGCCUGAGCAGCCACACGCUGGGCGGCUCCGUCACCGACUGCAGCUCCACGGUGCGCGAGGCCUCCACCUCCACCGACGAUUACAGCGGCCAGCGCUGCUACCCGCCGCCCUACAGCAGCCCCCUGGCGCUGGGCCCCGACCCCGCGCCGCCCAGGGGCCCCGCCAACGUGGCCACGGUGCAGGAGCUGCUGUCCUCGCUGUCGGACACCUCCAGCAUGGCGCCCAAGGGCCUGGACCCCGUCAACCUGAAGCCGCCCAGCCCCGCGGGCUCGGGCCUGACCAGCCCGGAGCUGGAGCACCGGCUGAACCUGUACAACAAGAGGAACCAGGAGCUGCGGCCCGCCUUCUGCACCAAGCCCCUCAUCCACCUGCAGAGCAGCGAGCCGCUGCUGGAGGAGAAGUACCGCAUGAUGGAGCAGGGCGAUGGCCCCAUCGGCCGGCUGGCCGAGGCGUAGGUCAGGGCACGGAGGGGGGAGGAGCUAGGGGGACCCGACUCACUCUGGGACAUUGAAGAAUCGUUACUGGACUGCAGAGGGGUUGUUGAUCCGAAUAGGGUGUCAUUAUUCCUGCUGUUAUGAAGGACCUUCUCCAUUCCGUGGUUGAGACUCACUGGACGUCCUCGUCCGAACAGCACAACAGCAGGGCACAGCCCAACAAACCCGGUUAGAUUAAAGUUAGAGUACAGGGAUUUACACGCGACUGUUGUGAACUUGUUGCUCAAAGAAACCAGCAAUUGGGUUUUCAUCCCUAAACGGUGUGGACGUCGGAUGGGGCCAGAGACGUUCCCCAGUGCAUCCUUUCAGGGACCGGAGACAUGGACUCAUGAGAUCAUGUCCGCUCGCUCUAUAACUUGUCAGCCCUCGCUAAAGACGCGUCCUCUUCGAUGCUAGCGCUGCAGGGUAGAUUUGACUACCUUGAGCUAAGAUUUAAACAUCUUUUCUUACGUCUUUCUAUAUUACAACGCUAACCUUUAUAACUCGAACAUAUUGGUUUAAAAAAGACAAAUAUGACAGAAAAAUAAUUAGAAUACAGAUUGAAGUGAGUGAGAUAAGAAUCCAGUUAGGUGGCGUGAAGACAGAGCCCAGAUGAGACAGAAGAUAAUCUUUGCUUGUUUGUUUCAUAUCAACUGAAAAGCCUAAUUUGUUCUUAAGCGGUACCUACCCUAACAAACUCAUCUCAUGAUCGUUCUCCCAUUCCUGCGGUCCGACUCGUUUUAAACUGUAAAUACCUCCAGCCGACCGUCUCCACCACGGCGUCAUCAUACAUGCCAUGGCUUGAUAGAAGAGUGUUAAACUGUCACGCAGAGGGCAACAUAUUAUAGCAUGAACUUUUGAGAUUUGCUUUUAGAUAUUGCG